Messenger RNA from Blumeria graminis f. sp. triticale, 705 nucleotides. The record is from the annotation of a GenBank genome assembly. Lineage: Eukaryota; Fungi; Ascomycota; Leotiomycetes; Helotiales; Erysiphaceae.
AUGACCGCUGCCUCUACUCUCACGCCCGACAAUGAGCUCCUCGCCAUUGGAGAAGAGCUCACGCCCCUACCAUCCUACAAAAUAGCAUCAACGACUACCAUAUCUUUUGAUAAUCUGCUUGAUCCACCCCUCAAGCUGCAUGAGGAUCUAUCCGCUGGGUGUGGCGGUCAGCUCUGGCCAGCCGGUAUGGUGCUCGCGAAGCACUUGCUUCACUACCAUCGUGAGGCCAUGGCAACGGCUAGAAUCCUAGAAUUAGGCGCCGGCGGGGGCCUCGUCGGCUUGGCUGUUGCCCUGGCUUGCAGCCCGCAAGAGGCCAUCUUCAUUACUGACCAGAGUCCCAUGUUGAAGCUCAUGCGGCAAAACAUUGCCCUCAACUUUCUCGAAAGCCGAGUCAAUGAAUUUUUACUUGACUGGGGAUCCCCAUUGCCAAAAGAGAUUGUGGAAUUCCGUCCCAAUGUUAUUUUGGCAGCUGAUUGUGUGUAUUUUGAGCCUGCAUUUCCCUUGCUUCUUGCCACAUUAGAGGCUCUAGUUAAAUUGUGUGAGGAGACUGUCAUCUAUUUUUGCUUCAAAAGGCGAAGGAGAGCGGACAUGCAAUUCCUUAGACAGGCAAAAAAGAAAUUUCAGGUUGACGAAAUAGAGGAUGAAGAUCGGGAAAUCUUCUCCCGAGAAAGGCUAUUUUUGUACACGUUUCGGCGAAAGAUGUAG